AACACAAACCCGCAGAAAAUUUAUUCAAAAAUAAACAAGCAAGCAAGCACAGGAAAGUUGUGUCGCCAGUCGCUCAUAAAUUUCACGCUUUUCUUUGUGAAAAAGUAAAAACUUGAAAACAGUAUGGAAUCAUUCAGCCUUUUGAGCUGUAGAAUGUGUCUUUGCAUUCCGGGUGAAGGUGCGUUAACAUUUUCGGUAUCCGAUACGUUUAAAGGAAGGCCACUCAGGGAAAUGAUUGAACAACUAUUCGGGAUUAAGAUAUCCAAAGAGGAUUUCCUAACCAACGUUUGUGUAGAAUGUAUGGAUCGGAUCAAUACAGUUAGAGCUAUCUAUCAACAGUUUAUACAAAGCAAUGAAAAUUUGAAACAAUUGCUAGAAAAGUUUAAAGAAGAAUCGGAAGAAGUUGAAGUGCUAGUAAUUGAUGAAAUUGUUUUAAAUCAAAACGCGAAGCAACCUGAUGAUGAAGUUGAAUUGGUGCCUAUGAAAAACGAACCGGUAGACUUUGAAGAAGAACCUAGAGAAGUGGAUAUCAGGAAUGAAGAGGAAAUUGAAUUCCUUGAAACCCCAUCGGUGAUAUUAGAUGACAAACUGUUAAAUGAUAGUUCGUUAGCAGGUGUAGUGAUUGAUAGUAGCACAGGAAGUGUUGAGGUUGACCACAGCCCUCCUAUAGAUGUAUCAUUGGAUAUUGAUCCAUCCCCCAACACAGUAAAACCAAAAACUCCUAAAUCUAAAAUAUCCUACAGGAAAAUUCGAUUAAAUCAACAAAUUCCAAACCAUAAAUGUUAUUUCUGUAAAACAGUUUUCGAGACAGAGCUUGCUUUCACUGAACAUCUUCAUGUUCACUUUGCGGAAGUGCCGCUGGUUUGUGAGAAAUGUGACAACAUAGUGUUUAAAAGUGUACGCCAGGCCAGUAAACAUUUAGCGCUUCACGACGAAGACGAACGCCCGCACAAGUGCCGUAUUUGUGAAUUGCGGUUUUUCACUAGAGAAAAUAGUCUAACUCAUGAGCGUAAAAUACAUCGUCUAAAGGUGAAAAUUCAGAAGAACAUUGACGGCUUUGCCGACAAACAAAAGCUGAGAACGUUCCACUGUAAAUUUUGUGGGCAAUCGGCUCCGAACAACCUGUACCUGAAGAAACAUGAACUCACACACGGACCUCCACCGCCGACCCACGCAUGCGAAGUGUGUGGCAAAGAGUUUACCGCCAGGAAAAAUUUGACGAGACAUCUCAUGAUACACACGGGCAUUCUAUCCUUUUUCGCCGUUCAGGCAGGUGCAGCUAAAGUUUACGCAGUAGAAGCCAGUAAUAUGGCCCAGUACGCGCAGCAACUCGUCCACUCAAAUAAUCUAGAAGGAAAAAUUACCGUAAUCGCUGGUAAGAUUGAGGAAAUUGAGCUCCCGGAGAUGGUUGAUGUCAUCAUUUCGGAGCCAAUGGGCUACAUGCUGUACAAUGAGCGCAUGUUGGAAACUUAUCUGCAUGGUAAAAAAUGGCUUAGACCAGAAGGAAAAAUGUUUCCUUCGCGAGGCGAUCUACAUGUGGCCCCAUUCACUGACGAGGCUCUCUACAUGGAGCAAUACAAUAAAGCAAACUUUUGGAUGCAAACCGAGUUUCACGGCGUAAACUUGGUGUCGCUUAGGGACGCUGCAAUGAAGGAAUACUUCCGUCAGCCUAUCGUUGAUACAUUCGAUAUUCGCAUUUGCAUGGCAAAAUCAAUAAGACACACCACUAAUUUUUUAACUGCUGAUGAAAAAGAUUUGCAUCGCAUACAAAUAGACGUUGAAUUUCACAUUCUUGAAACAGGAACUUGCCAUGGGCUGGCAUUCUGGUUUGAUGUUGAGUUUGCUGGCUCCUGCUCUCAAGUUUGGCUAUCAACGGCUCCGACGGAAUCAUUAACCCAUUGGUAUCAGGUUCGCUGCUUACUACAAACACCCAUAUUCGUUAAGCAAGGGCAGGUUUUAUCCGGUAAAGUAGUUUUGGCAGCUAAUCAAAGACAAAGCUAUGAUGUUGAAAUCGACUUGAAAUUGGAAGGCACGAUGAUAACUUCCACCAACACGUUAGAUCUUAAAAAUCCGUACUUCCGAUACACUGGUGCUCCUGUUCCGGCACCGCCAGGCUCAAAUACUACAUCACCAAGUGAGGCGUAUUGGGGACAGCUCGAUGCUCAAGGGGCUCGAAAUGCAGUGAAUCUCGUAAAUGGAAUCACAGUGAACGGCCUUGGGGAAGUAGACAUGACGAUGAUCAACACCAACCUAAUGCCGAUCGGAAAUCAACCGAACAUUCAUCCAGGGCUCAUCUCCAGCACUGGAAGGCAACAGUCACAACAGCAAACAACACCGGCACAACAGCUGACAAUGAACCCAACGAUCGCAUGUGCGGCCACUUCAACGCAGAAUGUAGCCCAACAACAACUCAUUGGUGGCGCUAUUUCUCCAUCCCUGUUCACCACACCUACUCAACAAAUCAUCAACAGCCACCAUUCACAACCCAUCCAUGGUGCCCAGUUCUACUAAGAAAAACAGCAUCGUUCUCUCCCAGAAAGCAUAUUAUCCGAGCACUGGAAAAUAUACAAGACUCCAACAACUACACUUUACACACAUACACUCAAGAAACGCUUUAUCAUCGCCGAUUAGGUUCACUGCGCUACUCUUAUAAUUAUUUAAUUGUAUACCACUUUUACUGAGAUUGACCGAGCGUGAUCCAAAUAAGGAUACGGUGUCCGAAUAGUUUAUAUUACAUGAUAGUAAACUUUUAUUUUCAAAAGUUAUGUUCACUUUUUAUGUCGCCUAGUUUUAAAUAGACUUUCCAAUUAAAUUGUGUCUCUGAAGCGGAAA
This is a messenger RNA of Armigeres subalbatus, 2832 nucleotides long. RefSeq names its product histone-arginine methyltransferase CARMER (gene Art4). Gene Ontology annotation, cellular component: nucleus. Gene Ontology annotation, molecular function: zinc ion binding; protein-arginine N-methyltransferase activity. The coding region runs from base 124 to 2511 and encodes 795 amino acids. Gene Ontology annotation, biological process: peptidyl-arginine methylation. The transcript has 4 exons. The record is from RefSeq and is a predicted model, not a curated record. NCBI's taxonomy places the organism in Eukaryota, Metazoa, Arthropoda, Insecta, Diptera, Culicidae.